AUAAUUUAUCACAAAAUAUAAAAAUUUUGUUGGUAAACGCGCCCCCUCAAAUUAAAUCAAAACGAGAAAGUACUUUUGGGGACCAAAUUUUUUCAUGGAAGCUUUUUACUUCUUCUUCUACCUUCCUCUUCUCAUUCUAGUUCUUCACAUCUUAACUGAUCAAAUCCUCCAUAAGCUUCGAAAUCUCCCGCCGACCCCUUUUCCGGCAAUCCCAUUUCUAGGCCAUCUCUAUUUGCUCCAAGAACCAGCCCACGUAUAUCUAUCCAAACUCGCCAAAAAAUACGGCCCGGUUUUUUCCCUGAAGCUCGGUCGAGUUCACGUCGUCGUUGUAUCAUCUCCAUUAGCAGCCGGAGAUUGUUUCGUUAAGAAUGACAUCAAUUUCGCGAACCGGCCGAGGUUUCUGUACGGCAAAUACUUCGGGAACGACUACACCAGCCUCGUUUGGUCGCCGUACGGUCAACGCUGGAGGAACCUCCGAAGGAUUUCGACAAUUGAGAUAUUCUCGUCCAACAAGAUUCAGUCUUUGUCCGCAAUUCGGGCCGACGAGGUGCAUUCCCUAAUUCGGAAACUGUUUCGGGUUACGGUCGAAGAUCCGGGUCGGUUAGCUGAUAUGAGGACGGCUUGUUUUGACCUCACUUUCAACGUGAUGACGAGGAUGAUUGCCGGGAAAAGGUAUUACGGAGAGAAUGUGGAGAAUUCGAAAGAAGCCAAAGCUUUUCAUGAGAUUUUGAAUGGGAUAACGGAGUUGACACCGAAGGCAAGCAUGCUUGAUUUCUUGCCGUUUAUGAGAUGGUUUGGAGCAAAUGGAGUGGAAAAUCAAAUGAAGAUUGUGCAGGAGAGAAGGGAUACGUUUAUGCAGGACUUGAUUGACGAACAUCGGAAAAUUGAUUAUGAUUCAGGGAUUAAGAACAAGACGAUGAUGAAGGUAUUGCUGGCUUUGCAGGAAACAGAUCACGAUUACUAUUCAGAUGAAUCCAUAAAAUACCUCAUGGCGGAACUACUUCAAGCUGGAUCAGACACAACUGCAAGUACAAUGGAGUGGGCAAUGGCGCAUUUGAUUGACAAUCCUAAUCUUCUACAGAAAGCUCAGGCCGAAAUUGACGAUGUCGUAGGACAAGAGCGUUUGAUUGCGGAAAAUGAUCUUCCUCGACUUCCUUACAUUCGUUGCAUAAUCAAUGAGACUUUACGUUUGCAUCCAGCGUCACCAUUACUAGUUCCUCACGAGACAUCCGAAGCCUGCAUUGUUGAAGGAUUCAAAAUCCCGGCGAAAACCGUCAUUUUCGUGAACGCAUGGGACAUACAUCGUAAUCCAAAGUACUGGGACGACCCCGAAAAGUUCAUGCCUGAAAGAUUUGAAGGCUUAGAACUUGGUGGUGGCAAUGGUGGAAAGGCAGAGGAGUUGAAGUUUAUACCAUUUGGUUCAGGGAGAAGAGGAUGUCCUGGAAGUAACUUGGCAAUGCAUGUGUUGGGUUUGGCAUUGGGCUCACUGAUCCAGUGUUUCAAUUGGGAGAUUGAAAAUGGAAAAUUUAUGGACCUAAGUGAAGGAAUUGGGGCUCCAACUUAUAAGGCUCAGCCUUUGGAAGCUAAGUGCUAUCCUCGGUCCAAUAUGUUAAAACUUCUAUCCCACCUUUGAUUUACUACUGUUGAUAGUUGAUACUUGAUAGUGUUAAUACACUCAGACGCAAGCUUAUGAUGUGACAUAAGUUGACAUUGUAUAAAGAUUUCUUGCAACUUUUUAAGAGCAGUACAUAUAAUUUAUGUAAUUGAGAUAGAGUCUACCAUAUUUGAGUUUAUGAUUAUUGUUGUUAUCCUUUUGAACCAUGUUAGCAC
This is a messenger RNA of Oldenlandia corymbosa var. corymbosa, 1830 nucleotides long. The record is from the annotation of a GenBank genome assembly. NCBI's taxonomy places the organism in Eukaryota, Viridiplantae, Streptophyta, Magnoliopsida, Gentianales, Rubiaceae.